Molecule: messenger RNA, 5504 nt
Organism: Lagopus muta (rock ptarmigan)
Lineage: Eukaryota; Metazoa; Chordata; Aves; Galliformes; Phasianidae
Gene: PRDM5
Product: PR/SET domain 5
Exons: 16
Coding region: 931-2703 (590 amino acids)
Biological process (GO): regulation of transcription by RNA polymerase II
Cellular component (GO): nucleus
Molecular function (GO): RNA polymerase II cis-regulatory region sequence-specific DNA binding; protein binding; DNA-binding transcription activator activity, RNA polymerase II-specific
Source: RefSeq, a predicted model, not a curated record
UUAACCACAAACUAAUUGCUUACAAUGGAGUAAGGCAAACCAUUUCACUCUAUUUUGAUUCAUUUCCCUUUUGCAAUUUCACUGUACAAGCAUUCUUGCAGGUCCAAGCUAAAAAGUACAGAUAAAGUCUCAGCACAUACAAAGAAAAUAUUUGGUAAGAUUCUGGAUGCCAGAGUGCACAUAAAGUUCUUGCCCUGGUGCAGAAAGUUAGGAAGGAGUAUUUAGAGAUAUUAACAUUUUUCUUAUGUCCUCUUUCAUUUCACAAUGUUUACUAUUAAUAAAAAGGCCUCCUAGCAAUUCAGUGAUUGUAGGAGUUUAGAGGAAUGUGAAAGUUUUUUCUUGCCUGUUAUACACCUUUUAUUUUUCUUACUCUUAACUUCUUGCCCCUUGUUUUCACUCAAACACUCCUGCUUAGAAAGCACAACAGAAUAGGCUGUACAGUUUUGGCUAGUGAACCAACUGACCAAUUUAACUUCCUCUUCUGGGAAACAAGCAAUGAUAUUGCUAAAAUACACAGGGCUAUGGCAUGUCAACACAGUCACUGAUGAGGCUAUGGAAACCUGAGAAAUACCCAUAAGAACUCUUUUCUCUGCCAGCCUUCCCUCUUGCAUAGUUGUUUUAUAGCAGUAUGGGUACAAAAUAAAACUACACUGAAGAAGAUGACUUUUUUUCCCAUCUGCUUUUACCUCACUGAAUUUCACUGAUUUGAGCAUCUGCAUCAAGUGCAAGCCCAUAGGGAUAAGUCAGUGUCUUCCUCAGGUGUGCAGCUCCAUCUCAGCUCUGAGAGCAUGCAGCUGAGCUCCAUUACUAGCCCACUGCUGCAGCCAAGUGACCCUGCUUCCUUUAACAAGCCUUCUAACAUGAGCUGUAAAGUGCACCACUCCUGCCUUGGAGGGUGAAAAAUUUGGCCCCUUUGCAGGGGAGAAGCGAAUGCCUCAGGAACUGGAUGAGAACACAGACUGCAGGCUCAUGUGGGAGGUUCGUGGCAGUAAAGGUGAAGUCCUUUAUAUCCUGGAUGCAAGCAAUCCACGCCAUUCUAACUGGCUGCGUUUUGUCCAUGAAGCUCCAUCACAGGAACAAAAGAAUCUGGCUGCAAUCCAGGAAGGAGAAAAUAUUUUCUAUCUUGCUGUGGACGAUAUUGAAACAGACACAGAACUUCUGAUUGGUUACUUGGACAGUGACAUGGAAGAAGAGGAGGAGGAUGAGGAGGAAGUAACUGUUAUUCAGGAAGAUGAAGACAGUGGCAACAAUAAAGAAGUGCAACCAGCUAGUGAAAAGAUUGCAGAUCCCCUCACUUGUAAAGAGGAUCAUGCAUGCCCAAACUGUGAGUCCAGUUUUGCAAGCCAGGAGAUUCUAGCUGAACAUCUUCAGACAUUGCACCAAAAACCCAGUGAGGAAAAGGAAUUUAAGUGCCGAAACUGUGGAAAGAAGUUCCCUGUUAAACAAGCUCUACAAAGACAUGUACUUCAGUGCACAGAGAAUAUCAACCCAGGAGACUCUUCAAGAAGUUUUCAGUGUUCUGUUUGCAAUACUUCCUUCAGCUCAGAAUCGAGUUAUGAACAGCACAAGGAGGCAUGCAGAGGGGAUGCCAGAUUCAUAUGCAAGGCAGAUAGCUGCGGGAAGAGGUUCAAGAGUAAGGAUGCCCUGAAAAAACAUAAAGAAAAUGUUCAUAGUGGAAAUUCUAGGAAAAAGCUGACGUGUUCAGUGUGCAAUAAGAAAUGUUCCUCAACAACAAAUCUCCAAGAGCAUCGAAAGGUUCAUGAGACCUUUGAGUGUCAGGAAUGUGACAAGAGAUUUAUUUCAGCUAACCAGCUAAAACGCCAUAUGAUAACUCAUUCAGAAAAACGCCCCUACACCUGCGAGGUUUGCAAUAAGUCCUUCAAACGACUUGAUCAAGUGACUGCACACAAAAUAAUACACAGUGAAGAUAAACCUUAUAAAUGCAAGCUUUGUGGAAAGGGAUUUGCCCACAGAAAUGUUUACAAGAAUCACAAGAAGACCCAUUCUGAAGAGAGACCAUUCCAGUGUGAGGAAUGCAAAGCUUUGUUCCGAACUCCAUUCUCUCUACAAAGACAUCUACUAAUUCAUAACAGUGAGAGGACCUUCAAGUGUGAUCACUGUGAUGCUACUUUCAAAAGAAAGGACACCUUAAAUGUUCAUAUUCAAGUUGUACAUGAUGGACAUAAGAAAUACAAGUGCGAUCUCUGUGACAAAGCUUUUGUGACACCUUCAGUCCUGAAAAGUCAUAAAAAAACUCACACCGGCGAAAAAGAAAAAAUUUGCCCAUAUUGUGGACAGAAAUUUGCAAGCAAUGGAACACUGAGAGUUCAUAUUCGAAGCCAUACAGGCGAGCGUCCUUACCAGUGUCCUUACUGUGACAAAGCUUUCAGCAAGAAUGAUGGACUGAAGAUGCAUAUUCGCACCCACACAAGGGAAAAGCCAUACCAAUGUUCUGAAUGUAACAAGGCUUUCAGUCAAAAACGAGGCCUAGAUGAGCACAUGAGAACCCACACCGGAGAGAAGCCGUUUCAGUGUGAUGUUUGUGAUUUGUCCUUCAGCCUGAAGAAAAUGCUGAUUCGACAUAAGCUGACUCACAACCCCAAUCGACCAAUGGCAGAAUGCCAGCUUUGCCACAAGAAGUUUACAAGAAAUGACUACCUCAAAGUGCACAUGGAAAAUGUCCAUGGUGAAACUGACAGCUAAUUAUGAUGUGUGAGAAGAAUGGAUCUCAUGUUCCAAAGUGUUCCACUUGUAUGUGUACAUACUCCAGACUUCUCACCUGACUAGUAGGCAUAGUCAGGAGAAACAACUGUGUUCGCAUGUUAUUUUUCUCACUUUUUUAUAUGGUAGCAGGACAGAAAAAAAGGCAAUCACUUGAAGGAAAAUAAGAAGUUGAAAAUAAGAAGUUGAAGAGACAAUUUAAAAGAAACAAACUAAAAAAUCCAACCAGCUCUAAAUAAAUUUUGCUUUCUCAGCUCCUGCCUUAGAAACCUAGAUAUUAGUGAUGCUGCCUGGAAAGCUUGGACAUUUCAACCCCUGGCUGUCUGCAACUAUUUCUAUAUCUAAGCUUCACGCUCCAUUACAAAUCUUGAAGUGGAAGCCAGACAGAAUUUGUCUAUGUGAUUGAUUGCUGAUUCUAUUCAGGCAUAUUUUAUUCAAUUCUUAUAAUGCCGCAUUUUAUUGUGACAUGACUUUAUCUCACUUUAUUUACAGCUUUCUUAUUACUAGAUGGAACUGAUUAACUUGAAUUGAUUCUUGAGAUGUCAGGAUGUAUGGACAUAGAAACUGUGGAAAUCUGUCAACUUAGGUUCUAGACAAUGACAGAAAUGCUUGUGGUUGCGUGUAACAUGACAGUAGUAAAAAAAAUAAAUAAACAAUUUAGUUCAACUAUUAUAUUCAUACUCAUCACUGUAACUGGCAAGGUAAGUGGAAAGACUUCCUGAGUGAGUGGCUUGAGCAGCUCCAGCUGUCUGGUUAAUAUGUAUUUGAUUUUCUGGUGAACAGCUGGUUCCCAGUCUUUCCUACUACUAAAACAGAUGCCCUUGUUUUCUUCAUCCCAUUUAACUACCUUUGUUUUGUUAAUCUUGUUAAUGAGCCAUGGGAGAAAUAAACCUAGGUAACAAAAUGAAAUUCUCCCAAAUAUCACAUUGAGUUGUUUACUGGAGUAAAACUCUGGAAAAGAAUUGCUGCAGGUCUUCUUUAUAUCAUAUCUAGAUAACUAAGAAAUUGUUAUCUACAAGAGUGGAAAAAAUGUAACUUCAGAGAGUGAUUGGAUUUGAAAAUCCUGAGAUAUCAGCAGUUAAUAUUAAGACUGUCACUGGCCAAUUUUUCGUAUUUAUUUUAGACAAUGUUUUAUAAAAUGAACUAGUGUUGAAACACCCUGGUUCUAGUUUUUAUGGGAAGAGAGUUCAGGUUUUCUGAACUGCAGUGGGAACAACUAAAUGAACAGCAUGAUUUAUUUUUUUUUAAUCUCUCUUCUCAGAUCUGUCUUUUGUGAUAGAUUUUUCAACCACCACAGCACCAGCACAGAAAUAGCAAUAGAUCUUUCCUGAGCUACAUGUGACCAGUUUGGCUUUAAUGAGUUACCUGCAAGGUUUCUGCUGGCAAUGGUGUGAUCUUUAGCUGAAUCUGCAAAUUUGAAAUUAGAACCAUGUCCCCUAGAUAUUUAAAAGGAAUAAGGCAUAGUUAGGCAAUAGGCGUAGUCUGCCAGACUGUAUUGUAAGUGUGUAAAAUAAUCCAUGGCAUUUACAUACUGAGAUAAAUUCAUAUGAAGAGGGUUCUGAAAGAGAAUUGCAUGUGAAGAACAGUUAAUAUUCUGUUGUUCCUUAACAUACCAGUUCAGUGUAGAACAAGUUGCAUAGAUGUCAUGCUGGUGUGUGAAAGUUGUAACACUACAUGUAUGUGUUAUGUAAUCUUGUGUCAUGUUAUAAUCUCUACUGUGUAAAGUUAUAAAGUCUCUGUUCUUUUUAACUUCAAUUAAAUGUAGAACGUUUUUUCCUGUGUUUUAGUCGUUUUUCAGAAUAUUAGUUCUGAAGACAAACUGCAUGGCUAAUACUUCACAAAUUAAAAUUAUUCAGUAACACUUCACUAUUUUGUUCCAUUCGACUUGUGUAUUUAAAAUGCAUAUACUUAAUUGAUUCUGAUUGUUUAGGAUUCCUGCAGACUUUAAAGAAGUGCGAUUAUAAAGAUUUAGUACUUUGCAUCUCCGAUCUGUGUGUGAAAAUAUACAAAGUCCUCUUUCUUCCCUUUUUGGUACUUGUGAGUUAUAUGAAAAUUGGAGUCUUUGAUAGUUCUAUAUAAAUGCUUUUCCAUAUAAAUCAAAUAUGUUGUACACAUCUAAGAUUAAUACAAUAGAAACAGUUAUUACCAGGCUGAUUGAAAAAUACUUCUCAACUUAUUUGAGAAUGUUAUUUUUCAGACUUGUAAGUCCAGAGAAAUUUAAUUUAUUCUUGCAGUUAUAAAAAAUCAUGUAGUUAACCUGUUCAGACAGCAGAAUCAAUAUCAAAUACUGAGAUGUCUGACAAUGUAUUUGAGGCUUUUAAUUUAACUGUUAUUAAUGAUCUGCAAAGAUGAUUAAUGUGGCUGGGAUAGGAGGACAUCACAAAGGAGACUUCUCUUUUUUUGUUUUGCCUUUUUGACGAAAAUAAAAUCAAGAAUUAAAUCACAUAAAAAUAAGCAGAUUUUUAAAAUAUUUUUCUUCCUUUACAUUUUUUCUUCCCUGUAGUCAGUGCAAACUAAAGCACAGGGAAUAGCAGAAGAAAAUAAGAAAAAAAAAAAAAAGAGUUUAAAGUUUUUCUAAACAGUUCUUAAGUGACUACACUAAAGAAACACUAAGAAGAGAAUCAAUCACCUUGCAAAAAGAAAAAAAUCUUAGCUAAUCUUAGAAUCUUAGCUAAUUACUGAAAGUCGGUGGAUGAAAAUGAUAAGUUACUCAUUUUGCUGCUGGGAAAAUUACCUUAUAUGUAUUAGUAGUAAUCAUGUGUUUACUCAAUAGCAGCAGCUAA